Molecule: messenger RNA, 2409 nt
Organism: Chelmon rostratus (copperband butterflyfish)
Lineage: Eukaryota; Metazoa; Chordata; Actinopteri; Chaetodontiformes; Chaetodontidae
Gene: zc3hc1
Product: zinc finger, C3HC-type containing 1
Exons: 10
Coding region: 8-1510 (500 amino acids)
Cellular component (GO): nucleus
Molecular function (GO): zinc ion binding
Source: RefSeq, a predicted model, not a curated record
GUCGAUCAUGGCGACUCUCGGCGGCAGUCGCGGGGAUCGUCUCGGCAACUCAAAUCAUCAAAAGUCCUCAUUUGCAUCUCCAGAGAAAGUUCGUGAGCUUCUUAACGAUGGAGUGUCCUCAGCAGAUAUCGGAACCAACAGUGGAGAAGGAGAUUUGAAAGUUCUGGAAGUAAAAAGCAACACUCAAGCACCUUGCGAGGCAACGAACAAAGAAGCUUUUUUCUCAAGAGUCGAAUCCUAUUCAUGCUUGAAAUGGGCAGGCAAACCCCGUGUGCUGUCCCCCCUGAUGUGUGCCAGAUAUGGCUGGAUCAAUGUUGGCUGUGAUAUGCUCAAGUGCUCCAGCUGCCAGGCUUUCCUUUGUGCAUCACUGCAACCAACUUUAGACUUUGAAAAAUAUGAAUCCCGCAUUGCAGAGAUAUCAAGGCAGCUUCAGACGCAGCAUGAGAAGUUUUGCCCCUGGCCUGACUUCCCAUGCCCAGAGCGGUUCUGGCUCGUCCCAGCCUGUGAACCAUCAGCACUUCUCACUGCCUUCUUGGAGCGCUUCCAGAGCGCCUGUCUCCUUGCACAGCAGCUGCCAGCCAUGAAGCCAGAGCAGCUGAAGUCCAUGUCACUGACUGAGGAUGUUGUCAGUGUUAUACUGCAGCUGAUCGAGGAAGAACAAAAAAGAAAGGGAGGGGCUCCAAGCGCUGAACCUUUGGCUGUGCAGGUGGCUGCAUGCAUUGUUUCUCUCUGUGGCUGGGCUGCCAGCCCAUCUCUGCACGCCAUGAACCUGCCCAUCCUCACCUGCUCGUACUGUAUGCGCAAGGUGGGCUUGUGGAACUUCCACCAGAUGGAGGGAACGGGAGGUGAUGGCGAUGCCUCACCAAGCACUGUAGGCCCGUCUAUUCAAGCAACAGGUCCUGCCUCAGUCGCCCCGCAUGAGGGCCAGGGGGACCAGCCCGCUUCUGCCGCAUCCACUCCUGCUACAACUCCAUGUCGCAUGAAGCUGAGGAGCCAGGACUCCACCCGCUCUGACCAGGGUGAGGGAACCUCCUCCCCCCUGGCUUUGCGUGCCCGAAGCAGAGAUUCACCAAGCCCCUGUGAAGAGCUUCCAAGUCCUUUGACCAGGGGCAAAAGGACAGCAACUCGCGGUCGAGGUCAAGGGGACAACUCUGGGUCUGAUGGCACUGCCAACCUACAACACCCUCCUAAACGCCUGUGCCUGUCAUCAGUUUGUGGUCCAGAUGGGCUCCUGCAUAAGAAUGCAUUUGACCCCCUCGCACAGCACAGAGACUGGUGUCCCUGGAUCUCUGUCGGAAAGGAGAAUAUGGAUCCGGGGGCAAUCCCCUUUGUGGAUGGAGGCGUAGCACUUCAUCAGCAGGGCUGGAAGGCUGCUCUCGAUCUCCUCAUGCCCAUGAAGAAGAACUCUAAUACAGCAGGAGGCAGUCCAGCACAGGGCCCUCGUGACAAGUCGAAAAGGGUGUUUGCUAUAUUCCGUCAGUGGCAGGUAUCCUCCUCUCCAUCUCAGUAGACUGUUUCCAUCCAAACAGCAUUGCAACACUGAGCUGAUGAACUGACCUGCCCUCUGUUUGUGGUACAGAGUCCGUAGUACCAAUGACAGGAGUGUCAUAUCAUAUCAAUGUAUGCCAUCCCGUAACGUCGCGUUUACAUUCAAAGUGUUUCUGGAGGGAAAGGAAGCUGAUCGUGUCUUUAGGCAAAUGAAUGAGUGUCUUCUCUGUGAACAGUGAAAUAUGUGAAUGGUGCCCAUGUAGCAUUAAGACAUUUGAAUUCUGUGUCAUGAAAAUCGGGAUGUGCAGCUAUUGGGGGCCUUGUAUCACAUGUGCACAGAAGUAGUCAUCAAGUAAUAGAACACAUCUCUGCGUAUACAUUUGCCACAGGCAAGCCAUCUACAAUUAACGUCACAAGAAGACUGCUUCGGUAGUCCUUCAUGACAUUGUGAUGGUCUGGAUUUCUGUGGGAUAUAAGUGACAAGGAGUCCCUGAUCGUGAGAAAGGUCCAAAUGGCUUGACACUGGAAAGGCAAUGUUUACCUUCAAAGUAUGGUGAGUCAAGUGAGGGAGUGGUAAACAUUAACCUCAUCUUAGCAAAACGAAAAAAGAAAAGAAAAAACUGAGGAAGUUAUUUGUGUGUGUUUACUGUUGUGGAUUUGAGUUUUCUUAGAAAAGAACAGAAUCCUUUUGGUAGUGAUUUUUUUGUCAUUUAGUCAGUGCUAAAAUCCUGCUGAUUGCAGGCAGGUAGAACCAUGUGCCAUGAACUUCCAACCUAUUUUUAAUUAGAUUCAGGAUGCCUGUACUUCCUAUUUGCCUUUCUGUGAAUUGUCAUUGCUAAUUCAGUCCUCUCUAUUCUGCAUGUGCUUUUACUGCUAUCGAAUUUCCUAAAAGUGUUUAAUAAAAUGCUGUUCUGAAUGUUU